Molecule: messenger RNA, 1635 nt
Organism: Pipistrellus nathusii (Nathusius's pipistrelle)
Lineage: Eukaryota; Metazoa; Chordata; Mammalia; Chiroptera; Vespertilionidae
Source: the annotation of a GenBank genome assembly
AUGGAAGCAUGGCGCUGUAUGAGGAGGGGCUACGGCCGCUGUGUGGUUGGCAGAGGCCGAUACCCCAUGUUAUCCCAUCACCAGAGGAGUCUGGGCAGAGACUGGACUACACCGUGGGAGAAUCUGCAAAGGUGUUGCUGGAACAGACAUAUUUCUAGUUGUAUGAGGUGGCCUGGACAUUAUUCUCGUGCUCCUUACCCCUACUUCAGUAGUAGGCAUUUCUCGUUAAAUUGGAGACCACCUUGUUUGUUUGAGUCUAGAACUCAGUUUCAGUACUGGAAUUGGAGACCUGACAACCUGAGCCAGACAUCUUUGAUUCAUCUCUCUAGUUCCAUCAUGAACUCUGAGGGAGAUGAGCCUUCAUCAAAACGAAGAAAACACCAAGGCACCAUAAAACGGCAUUGGGAAUAUAUAUGUAGCCAUAAUAAAGAAAAUACGAAGAUUCUAGGAGACGAAAAUGUUGACCCCAUAUGUGAAGACAAUGAGAACAAGUUUGACUUUUCAGUGAUGUCCUAUAAUAUACUUUCACAAAAUUUAUUGGAAGAUAAUUCACACCUCUAUAGACACUGCCGGCGACCAUUAUUACACUGGAGUUUUAGGUUUCCCAAUAUUCUGAAAGAAAUUAAACACUAUGAUGCAGAUGUACUUUGUUUGCAAGAAGUUCAAGAAGAUCAUUAUGGAACAGAGAUCAGGCCAAGUUUGGAAUCCUUGGGUUAUCACUGUGAGUACAAGAAUCGUACAGGAAGGAAACCAGAUGGCUGUGCCAUUUGCUUCAAACAUUCCAAAUUUUCACUUUUAUCAGUGAACCCAGUGGAAUUCUACCGCCCUGAUGUUCCUCUGUUGGACAGAGACAAUGUUGGAUUAGUGUUACUCUUGCAGCCCAAAAUUCCAAGUGGUGACUCUCCUGCAAUCUGUGUAGCUAACACACAUCUGUUGUAUAACCCAAGGCGAGGUGAUAUUAAGCUGACCCAAUUGGCAAUGCUUCUGGCAGAGAUUUCCAGUGUUGCCCAUCAGAAAGAUGGCAGCUUCCACCCUAUUAUUAUUUGUGGUGACUUUAAUUCUGUUCCUGGUUCUCCACUCUAUAGUUUCAUAAAGGACGGAAAACUGAAUUAUGAAGGACUUGCCAUAGGAAAGGUAUCUGGCCAGGAACAGUCUUCACGGGGACAAAGAAUUUUAUCUAUUCCAAUUUGGCCCCCAAACCUAGGUAUCUCACAGAACUGUGUAUAUGAGGUACAGCAGGUACCAAAAGUAGAAAAGACAGACAGUGAUCCGACACAAAUACAGCUGGAUAAAACAGAAGUCCUAGAGACAGCUGAAAAGUUAUCUUCACAUUUACAGCACCAUUUCAGCUUAUCAUCUGUUUAUUCGCAUUAUUUUCCUGACACUGGGAUUCCAGAAGUAACCACCUGUCAUUCCCGAAAUGCCAUAACUGUGGAUUAUAUUUUCUAUUCUGGGGAAAAGAAAGAUGUUACUGGGGAGCCAGGAACUGAAGUUGCUUUGGUUGGAGGCUUGAAACUUCUAGCUAGACUUUCACUUCUUACAGAAGAAGACUUGUGGACUGUUAAUGGACUUCCAAAUGAAAACAACUCUUCAGAUCAUCUGCCUUUACUGGCCAAAUUCAGACUUGAACUCUGA